Aureobasidium vineae is the source of this 426-nucleotide messenger RNA. NCBI's taxonomy places the organism in Eukaryota, Fungi, Ascomycota, Dothideomycetes, Dothideales, Saccotheciaceae. The record is from the annotation of a GenBank genome assembly.
AUGUGCAAACACAUCCUCAACGCCCAAGUCUCAAUCCGCUCUCCCUGCUGCAAGUCUCUCCAGACCUCUGCUCCGCCUUCACCACUAACACAAUCCCACCACAGGNNUCGCAAAUGGUUCGACUGCGCCGAAUGCCACGCCGAGAGCGAAACCCACGACCUCAAGCCCACCCUCGAAAUGGUCUUUGCCUGCAAAAAGUGCAAAAAGGCUUUCCGCAAAGACGUCCAAGAGUUUGAGGAGAGCGAUGAAUACUGCCCACACUGCGACAACCAUUUUGUGCUCGAAGCAAAGACGCCACAGGCUAGAUUGCAGGUCGAGAGUGAGGAUGUCAGAGUGGUUUCUGGCUUCGUCAAGGACGAGCGUGUGCGCGAGGAAGAGCAGCAGACUAUUUGGAACUUGAAAGAGGCCAGUGAGAGGCUGGGUUGA